AUGGCCGAAAAAGAAGCUUCAAUAAACACUCAUCCCAACGAAACCCCAAAUUCCCAAAGCACAUCAUCUGGAGCUUUAACAGAGUUACCACCAUCUGAACAAGACCCUAAUCUGGUGACAUGGAAUGGUCCCGAGGACCCGGGACAUCCAAGGAAUUGGCCGUUGGGCAAGAAAUGGGCGACCCUCGUUCCCAUGUCGCUGUUCACUUUUCUAACUUCCAUGAGCUCAGCUAUAAUGGCCCCAGCCCUACAUAACAUUCAGCAAGACCUCCACUUCUCGUCUAGUACGAUGAGCGUUAUAUCCCUGUCUGUUUACAUGCUGGGAAUGGCAAUCGUGCCACUAUUCACGGCGCCUUUGUCAGAAGUAUUUGGAAGGAUGAUAAUCCUCCAAGUUACUGACAUAUUUUUCAUCAUCUUUAACACCCUAUGUGGAAUUGCCAGAACACCAAAUCAGCUGAUUGGCCUCCGUUUUCUGGCUGGUCUGGGCGGCGCAGGAGCUAACACGAUGGGCGCUGGCUUCACCUCAGACCUAUUUGAGCCUAACAAGCGCGGUAGUGCUCUGUCUCUCUAUCUCCUCGCCCCUUCGCUCGGCAUGACAUUCGGCCCUAUCGCUGGCGGCUUUCUCGUCCAGUACACGACGUGGCCAUGGUGCUUCUAUUUUGUAUCCAUCGUGGCUGGCGCAGUGCAAGUUUUCGGUCUGCCCUUCAUUCGCGAGACUUAUGCGCCAGUUUUGCUGCAAAGAAGGUGUAAGCAUUUACGGAAAAGCACCAAGAACCGAAACCUGUACACCAACCACGACAGCGUCUCCCUGCCUUAUCUACUCCGGCUUAGCCUCGUUCGACCAAUUAAGUUGCUUGCCAUACAACCGGUGGUGCAAGUCUGGAGUCUGUAUUGUGCAUACAUCUUCGGGAUUCUAUACCUACUGAUUUCGAGCUUCCCCACUGUAUGGACAGGCACAUACGGAGAAUCCGUGUCUAUCGGCUCCCUCAACUAUAUUUCUUUAUUCCUGGGUAUGACUUUUGCUUCGCAGGUAGGAAUGCGUCUCGCCAACCGGUCCUAUAGAGAGCUGUGCAGUCAGCAUGGUGGACACAGCUUGCCCGAGUUCCGCCUGCCGGCCCUGAUGAUCGGUGCGGUGAUUAUUCCUAUCGGGCUUCUGUGGUAUGUAUGGAGUGCUCGACCAAAUGUUCACUGGAUAAUGCCAAAUAUCGGCGCAGCUAUUUACGGUGCCGGCGCGCUACAUGAAAUCCAAUGCAUAGUAGGGUACAUAAUGGAUACAUACCCCAAAUAUGCUUCCAGUGCGGUAGCGGCGGUUAUGUUCGUUCGAAGUCUGCUUUCCUUUGCGUUGCCGCUAGCCGCGCCGAGGCUGUAUGGCAAUCUCGGCCUCGGAUGGGGGAAUACACUCCUGGCUUUAAUUGCGGUUGUGGUGGGCAUUCCGGCGCCGAUAUUGUUGAAACGAUAUGGGGUGGCGCUGCGGCGACGAAGUCCAUAUGCGCGGGAUGACUAG
Messenger RNA from Aspergillus costaricaensis CBS 115574, 1503 nucleotides. Its product is annotated as putative MFS transporter. The transcript has 5 exons. Gene Ontology annotation, molecular function: transmembrane transporter activity. Lineage: Eukaryota; Fungi; Ascomycota; Eurotiomycetes; Eurotiales; Aspergillaceae. The record is from RefSeq and is a predicted model, not a curated record. Gene Ontology annotation, biological process: transmembrane transport. The coding region runs from base 1 to 1503 and encodes 500 amino acids.